UCCUCCUCCUCCUCCCCCGCUGGUCUGUGACGUCUAAACGUCCCAAAAGGUACUAUUCGAGUAAUCUGGUACUCCCCCACCCACCCAGCAUUGGGAAGAAGGUGGCAACUCGACUCGGAUAUGUGCACAAUCAAAACUCCAACAAGAAAAUGGAGACGACCGACCACUGGGCCAACGAUGGCGGGCAAAGAGACGUCGACGAUGACGACGGAAACAACCGGUGCCACCACUACUUGGGAAAGGAAGAACAAGAAGAAGAAGAUGAUGAUGAUGAUGAUCGCCAUGAUUAUGGCAGCCAAGAUGAAUUCACAGUCAGUCGGGACCAUGUUCUGGGAAUGAAUGCAUCCCAUUCAUUUUUGUUGUGUUGAGUGAGUAAGUGAGUGAGUGAGUGAGUGAUCAUCCGUAGUUGAUUGUCCAUAGCCCUCGACGAGGAUUGAGUCCCAGAGUGGGUGGGCGGAAAUUGGACCGGGUCAAGACCGUCAAUCAUGGGAACACAGUUCUCGAAGGUGACUAUCCGAACCCAUGAAAAUGGGGCUGGCGGCUCGGGGGGCAACAAGAACUUCUCGAGUCUGCAGGACAUUCCUCAGUAUAUGAACCGCCCUCGAAGACAUGUGUAUCACAGUGGGGUGUGGAGUGGCCACGAGAUGAUGUCCUAUGUGUUUCUCGAGGGACAGCAUUGUGAACCUCGGCGGAGCUUACGCCGCAAACGUCGCUCCAAGUCGUUGGUCAGUUCAGUGAGUGAUUUUCGAUCCACCCUGAGAUCGCACGGCUCCAAACGGCACUAUCCCCGACUGACCAAGAUCCCGGGAUCGAACUCGAAUUACUCGGAGAGCUCGUCGGUCAACGAGUUCGAAAUCGAUUCGGGCAUUUCUGUGAAUCUACAUUACGAGCCCACCACUCUGCCCUUGUAUGCGUCUAAUCAAAAAAUCCUCGAAGAACGACGAGAUCUGGUCGACCAUCCUCGUCACAUCAAACGGGAUCUUUCCCAGCAUUUUGAAGAGAAACAGCAUCUUGAGAGCUCAUUGGCUUUGGCUUCAGGAGGUGUAACGUCAGUAGCAGACUCAGUCACAUCGCUGACGACGGAUUCGACAGAAAUAACAACCACGACAACAACAACAACGAAUACAACAACAACAACGGCCACCGUCAUUCAACCACCGAAACCACCGCGAUCCCGAUCCCCAGUCCCCGAAGUGGAGCCAAAAAGUAUCAGCCAGUUGCUCAAGGCCUUCUACCGAGAAUAUUAUUCCGAAUGGUUCGAACCUGGUUCUGCCGUCGGUCGAAACCGAUAUCGCUCGUCCCGAAGGAAAAAGCUCCAUCAGAAAUUGGUCUUGUCACAAAUGAAUACACAGGUGGCUACCAAACUGGAUAUGGACGAUCGAGCCAAAAUGCUCCAAUUCUUUCGACGACCCAGAGAUCGCAACCAAAUCGAGUCCAUCAAGAUCGAAGACAUGUUCCACUCCUGUUGGGCCAUUCCCAAAGAGUUGCCCAGUCUUUCCACGGUGAUCACGGUUCAAGCUCCGGCCGGGAUCGGCAAGAGCUCCAUGCUCAAAUACAUGUGCAUGAAAUGGGGGUGUGAUGAGCUCUGGAAGGCAUACUUCGACUACCUCGUGUUCGUGGAAUGCCGGACUUUGAAUCGCCACGGGGACAUGCCCGCCUCGGGAUUCAUUCUCCUAGCUUUGGACCAUUUCAAAGAGCACUCCAGCACGAGUGGCUCGGCCAUUCUGGAAGAUGUCACCACCAAAGCCGGAGCCGGUCGCGUUCUCUUCCUCCUCGAUGGCCUAGAUGAAGUCCAUGGGGUGGGUCAAUUGGACAGUCUGAAACCAAGGGCGCUCCAACAGAAGACGGCCAAGUAUUGGGAGAGUCAAGAUGCGUCGGUGACUCCCUUGGAGUUUUGCCAAGGGAUUCUCACUGGUCAAAUCUUGACGGGCUGUCACAUCAUUGUCACCUCGCGACCCCACACGCUCAGUCACUUGCACGCCAGUAAAUGGUUUCUCUCUUUGCCCAAAAGGAUCGUGUCCUUGGAUAUUCAAGGUCUCAGCGAGGAAGGAAUUCGAUCAUUCAUUCACAGUUUCAUGGACUCGCGCCAACCCAUGAUUAGCAAUGGCGAUCCCUCCCAUCACGAUCCUCUGUCAGAACGCGAGGGGAUGUGUCGCGAGGAUUGUGCUUGCCACGCCCUCCAGCAUCGAGCGCGUUGUGAUCCUUACAUCUUUUCCCUGGCCACCAAUCCAUUCUAUUUGUGGUUGAUCUGUACCAUCUUCUCCGAGGCUGGCGAGGAGUUCAUACCAAAGACUUUAACUCAAUUAUACACAUGGGUCAUGAUUGUAUUUGCUCAAAGGUGGCAAAACACGAGUUUCCAGAUCUCGACGAAUCUGGAGAAUUCCACAGUGACUUUUCUCCGUUCGUUUGCCCAGCUCUGCUACCACUUAGUUCGUUCGGGCAACAUUCGAAUGAGUGCCGAGAUGGACCAGGAGAGCAAUCUGCUCGUUUUCCCCGAGUUCAACGGUGUUUCCAUUGAUCGGGAAAAGGCUGAAAGCUUCGGCCUCAUGAUCCUAAUCGAAGACGGGGAUCAGCUCGAAUGCGAGUUCCGUCAUCUCUCUUUGGCCGAGUAUUUGUCGGCUUUGCACAUAUAUUGCACCGAGGAACAGACUUUGAGAGGGUUUCCCAGAGACCGAAAAGAGCUCAUUUUGCAAUACCUCUCGGGACUGUCAUCCCAAUCUCCGACCAUAGAUCAAAAGAUUGUGCGUGAUUUCUUGCAAGAGAUUGAGGGCAAAAGUGGCUCGCAUGUGUCCAGCGUUUCUUAUUUGAAGAACAUUCAGAAGAUGCAGGGCGAGUGGUACAAUCAACAAGGUCUUCAAAAGCAAAUGCUGUUCAUGCGGUGUGUCUUCGAGGCUCGUAUUCAGAACCUGACCCUUUAUCCCUUCCCUGGCCUCAAGGUGAUCAAUAUUCGGGGCAGCGCCCUUCUUUCCCUCGACCUCAUCAUCAUUGGGAACUUUGUCUCCUCAUUAGCCGAUCAACAUCGCUUACUCGAGCUCUCUCUGCGCGACUACCCAUUGGACGCCACCGGUCUCGAGGGCCUCAUGCAGUGCCUCACUCAGAUUCGAACCGUCACUCUGUGCGCCAAAAAGCUCGUCUCCCCGGCCAAUUACAUCCUAAUGGCCGACGCUCUGGAGAGGAACCCUCGAAGUCGGUUGCGCGAACUUCGGUUGAUCGAUGUUCCGCCCGCCAAUUGCGACGAGGACGAACCCGAUGAGCUGGGCAGUGCCUUGAACCACCUCAAAAGUAUUGGAUCCAUUUAUAAUGUUAGAGUGUCCAUCUAAUCUUGGAACACGUGUCGAAAAUUGAGCAUCAAAUUGAUAUCAUAUAAAUACAUACGAUAUUUUAAACAUCUGA
Molecule: messenger RNA, 3393 nt
Organism: Tigriopus californicus
Lineage: Eukaryota; Metazoa; Arthropoda; Copepoda; Harpacticoida; Harpacticidae
Product: NACHT, LRR and PYD domains-containing protein 12-like
Exons: 5
Coding region: 486-3320 (944 amino acids)
Source: RefSeq, a predicted model, not a curated record